This is a messenger RNA of Caenorhabditis remanei, 1596 nucleotides long. RefSeq lists its product as uncharacterized. Gene Ontology annotation, cellular component: voltage-gated potassium channel complex; membrane. The coding region runs from base 1 to 1596 and encodes 531 amino acids. Gene Ontology annotation, biological process: protein homooligomerization; potassium ion transmembrane transport. The record is from RefSeq and is a predicted model, not a curated record. Gene Ontology annotation, molecular function: delayed rectifier potassium channel activity. The transcript is spliced from 7 exons. NCBI's taxonomy places the organism in Eukaryota, Metazoa, Nematoda, Chromadorea, Rhabditida, Rhabditidae.
AUGGCGAUCGCAAUAUCGCAAGCGGUUCUAGCGCAUCGAAACUCUGCAGCGACAUUUACGGUCCCUGGCUCGACGGAGCAACUCAAAUUCCAUAAUUACAGGGUAACCGGAAACAUGAUCAGCGGGGCCGCACAACAACACAAAAAGCGGCUGAUCCCGCUGCGUCGGACCGACGCAAUGACGUUGGCCGAGCGUCGGAAUUAUCAGAUUCUUGAUGAUAUAUUUCGAUCUGGUGGAUCUGAUUGUUUUCAACAAGUCACGGCGAACAGUGCAACGGAAAGCGGGCAGCCCCAAUUUUUAAGGUUGAAUAUCGGUGGAACGAGUUUCAUGAUCUUGAUCGAUGCGAUUCUUCGUGCCGAAUCAACCACAUUUCUCUCAAGAUUCAUUCAGCUAACGCACACGGCAAGAUUAAAAGUCGCCGAUGCCUACAUCUCAUCUGAAGACGCCUACUACUUUCAACGGUCGCCAACUUCAUUUGAGGCAGUUUUUCAAUAUUAUGCAACAGGAGUAGUUCAUCGACCUUCUGAGAUUUGUCCUGCUUCAUUUCUUAGUGAACUCGACUUUUGGAGGAUAUCGCAUCAACAUGUUGGCUCGUGUUGUGCUGAUGUCAUUCCUCAAAAACGGGAAGAAGAGAAAGAAGAAGAAAAAGUGGAUGACACUACUUUCGAUAAAUUAAUGUGUGGAAAAUUGAGGCGGCGGAUGUGGACAUUUCUCGAAAGACCCGGGUCUUCAAUGCAGGCAAAAGCUUUUGAACUUUCAUCUACUCUAUUCGUGGCGAUUUCAGUUAUGGGUCUCUCAUUCGGUACAAUUCCUGAUUUUCAAGUAACGCAUCUAAUGCCUCCUCACAACGAAACAAUAGUCUUACCAAACGGAACGGUUACGGUCAUUCAAAAAGUGGAACAAAUGAGAGUGGAGCAUCCAGCUUUUGUAUUUACGGAACGGAUAUGUAUCGCAUUCUUCACAGUCGAGUAUUGUCUACGGUUUUUCGCUGCUCCGAGAAAGUUAAGAUUCGCAUUGAAACCAUUGAAUCUGGUGGAUCUUCUCGCAAUUGUGCCAUUCUAUUUGGAACUUUUGCUCACUCUUUGCGGAGUUGACGAUAGAAAAUUGAGAGAUUUGAGAUGGGCAUUCUUAGUUGUUCGAAUCCUUCGAGUCCUUCGAGUCAUUCGAAUUAUCAAAUUAGGAAGAUUCUCAUCUGGACUUCAAACAUUCGGAAUGACACUUCAAAGAUCACAAAAACAACUUCAAAUGAUGACAAUUGUACUUUUGACUGGAGUUGUAUUCUUCUCAACUAUGAUAUAUUUCUUGGAAAAAGACGAGGAGAGUACACCGUUCACAAGUAUUCCAGCAGCUUAUUGGUGGUGUAUUGUAACAAUGACAACUGUUGGAUAUGGUGAUGCAGUGCCUGCUACAACUAUGGGAAAAAUCAUUGCAUCAGCAGCAAUCAUGUGUGGAGUACUUGUACUUGCUCUGCCUAUCACUAUCAUUGUCGACAAUUUUAUCAAAGUGGCUCAAGAUGAACAGCAAGCGGAGCAACAGAAAAUAGAUCAACACAGUGAGCAACUUGCGCUAGAAGCGAUGCUCAACGCCCAUGACUAG